AUGGCCCAAAACAUUUUCACAGCAUAUCAACAAGGAGGAUACGGAUAUUGUACCAAAUUUGUUGAUGAAUUGGCUGAAUUUAGUUUAGAAACUUCGCCAUUUCUAAUAUGCUGCGACGAAAGCCGUACGCAAUACGUUCCUUCUCUAUUGGUAUCAAUGGUGAUGCAUCCACCUAAUAAUGAAACUCUUUUUUCUGUCCUUAGAUGUUUAUCAUCGAUCACAGUUUACUCGACUUCAAAGAAAUUCUCAAAACCACAAUUUAUUCUCGAACUUCUAGGUCAAAUUGCUGAGCCUGUCCAGUUUAACCAAAGCCUUUCGGCGUAUUCAAAUACAAAGUACAAAACCGAUCCUCCUUCAUCCUCGAAAAUACAACUAUACUGCUUAAAUAUCAUCCUUAACCUCAUAAAACAUGGUGAAAUUGAGCCAAGUUCUUUGUUACAAUUUGAUAUCGUCCCACCACUUUUUACGGCCUCAAAAACAGAUAGCGCUCCAGAAGCUAUGAAAUUAAUCCAAAAUUGGUAA
Messenger RNA from Trichomonas vaginalis G3, 522 nucleotides. RefSeq names its product armadillo (ARM) repeat-containing protein family. Bases 1 to 522 code for a protein of 173 amino acids. Lineage: Eukaryota; Parabasalia; Trichomonadida; Trichomonadidae. The transcript has a single exon. The record is from RefSeq and is a predicted model, not a curated record.